GUGGAAACGACAACCGGCGUAUUUCCAAUUGAGCUAGCGAGUUGUACGAGUCGUUCUUUGAUAAAACGAAAUUCAGAUAAAUUAGUGAAGAUGUCUAUCCUGCCAUUACUGCUCUCUGAUCCCUUCGAUGUACGCCCAUCAAGAAUUCUGGAUCAACACUUUGGUUUGGGGCUGGAUCCCGAAGACCUACUGGCACCCCUAACUCUGCCCUUAGGAACCCGCUUAGUACAUAGAAGUCCUGCAGGAUACUACAGACCCUGGCGUUCUCAAGCAGCAAAUGCUGACAGCGGUUCUAUCGUUACAACUGAUAAGGACAAGUUCCAGGUGAAUUUAGAUGUACAACAUUUUAAACCAGACGAAAUUAAAGUUACUGCCACUGGGGAUAAUACUAUAACCAUCGAGGGAAAGCAUGAAGAAAAGCAAGACGACCACGGCUACAUUUCCAGGCAUUUUGUAAGAAGAUAUGUCCUGCCCGAGGGUCAUGACCUGAAUCAAGUGGUGUCCAAUCUGUCAUCAGAUGGGGUGUUGAGCAUCACCGCACCUAAGAAAUCGCAGGAAGGAAAAGAGGAGAGAGCCAUUCCAAUUCAACAGACCGGUCAACCCAGCAAACCGAUUGAAAAUAAGGGAACCGGCGAUAAGUAGUCAGUUUUUUUUAUUUCGUCCUAUAUAGUAUUGUUCUAUGGCGUUCUUGAAUUUUUUUGUAUUCGUCUUAAGACUGAUUUUGUUUGUAGUCUACUUGUAAGCUAUUUGUUUAAUUCAAAAAUACGAAUAUUGUUACUUGCUUAAUAUUCAUUUGUAAUGUUUUUCAUCUUCACAAAAUAAAAAAUAAAUGUUCACAUUGAAA
Molecule: messenger RNA, 844 nt
Organism: Agrilus planipennis (emerald ash borer)
Lineage: Eukaryota; Metazoa; Arthropoda; Insecta; Coleoptera; Buprestidae
Product: protein lethal(2)essential for life-like
Exons: 1
Coding region: 91-642 (183 amino acids)
Biological process (GO): response to heat; protein refolding
Molecular function (GO): protein folding chaperone
Source: RefSeq, a predicted model, not a curated record